Molecule: messenger RNA, 2226 nt
Organism: Penicillium paradoxum
Lineage: Eukaryota; Fungi; Ascomycota; Eurotiomycetes; Eurotiales; Aspergillaceae
Product: Zn(II)2Cys6 transcription factor
Exons: 2
Coding region: 1-2226 (741 amino acids)
Biological process (GO): positive regulation of transcription by RNA polymerase II
Cellular component (GO): nucleus
Molecular function (GO): zinc ion binding; transcription cis-regulatory region binding; DNA-binding transcription factor activity, RNA polymerase II-specific
Source: RefSeq, a predicted model, not a curated record
AUGCGCCGUGUUAAGAAAUCCAGAAAUGGCUGUGCAAGAUGCAAGAGUAAACGGGUCAAAUGCGGUGAAGAGAAACCUGACUGUAGUCGUUGCACCCGCUUGGGGGUCCGGUGCCCUGGCUAUGCCCAAUCCCUGCGUUGGGUCACCAAGUAUGAGCAGUCUAAUCCUGCCGUGUCGGCGUCGGUCUCCGAAGUGAGGACCCCGAGUCCGGCAGCUUCUGGCUCCAAUGUUCAAUUGGAACCCCCAAUUGACGAUGCUGUCGUCCCGGAUGUCUCAAAUUUUGAGCCGCCGCAUGAAUCUCGCCCUUCAAGCUUUCCCUUGAGUGGGCCAAAUGCUCUAUGUGACAACCUGUGGGAUCAUCCGGGCCAUGGAUCUUUACCUGAACUGACUGAUCUAUGCUCUCCAUCCCCGGUGGCGGCAUCGUCGUCUUUCUCACACCAAAGAGACAAUUUCCAUGAUUUUGGCCAUGAUGGAGAUGCGGCUAUGGACCUGUCGUAUUUUCUGUCACUCAUUGGACCAACGCCGACUGAGGAACCGGUUGACAAUGUGUACCGAGACUUCUCACCUUCGGCAAUUGUUCGCAGUUAUCCUCCCGCAUCUCAGCGAUCUGCAUCGCACAACUUCAUGUCAAUCUCCCGUCCACUGAAUAAUCCAUCAUGGACUCUAAUUGAGUACUAUUUCAAGGAAGUGGCUGCACUGUUCUCGAGCUACGACAGUCAAAUGAACCCAUUCCGGACUACGGUAUCCCGUCUCUGGGGAUCUUCACUGGCGAUGUGCCGGACAAUGCAAAGUAUGGCAGCUGCAACACUUGUCAGUGAAUUCCCUCAAUUUGGGCCUAUGGGUCGGAAGAUGCGUGAUGAGGCUGUUAAUAUCAUCACGCGUGAAGCAGUAAUAGAUGACAAGUCUUUGCUGGCAUUGUUAAUGCUUGGCCAGACGGCUAGUUGGCACGACCCAACCGAUCUAGGUAUAUCAUUUUUCAAUCUGCUUCGCAAACAGCUAAACACUAUCUCUUCAUCGUCACAUCCCCCAGGUGGUGACUUUUCUAAGAAUGACAGCAAUAACUAUCGCUUCUUUGAAGAAGCUCUCAUUUACUGGGAGAUGCUGCUCUCAUUCGUUGCAGACAAUGAUACCAUGGUCAUCUCUGACAAUUGUCGAUCUACUUCAUCUAUGGACGAGUCACUAGUUUUACAGCGAGUUCCACACCCGUGGACCGGCAUCGCGCGCGACACACAAUUCACCGUACAUGAGGUCGGGCAGCUCAUCCGUCAUGAGCGGAAACGCGUCCACUCGAGGAGGUUCACGUCCCAGGCUGAUAUUACCCGUGCCCAAUUGGCAAUGGAGAAGGCUCGACAGCUAGAAGAGCGCCUCUUGGGUCUUGCCCAUCCCUCCGAGGCCGAGAUUGUCAGUCCUGGCGACGACGAUACCCCAGUCUGGCACCUUCUCACGAUGGCCGAAAUGUACCGUUGUGUUGGUCUCAUGCAGCUAUAUCGUGUUUUUCCAGACCUACUGCAUAGCCGUUUACCUGCUCCAGCUUCCGCGUCGCCUCAAUACUCUACCACCGCAGGCUCAGUAUCCCGCGAUCCGUUCUUCCCCAUCGAUCUCGAUAGCAUGAACCUAUCGACUGGAUUUGGUGAUCCCAUCCCGGCGACAGGUCAAAAUACCACUCAAAACGCGGCUCAUUCAUCAUCUACAACAUCUUCUCCGCCCAAUCUCUACCGCCAUUCUACUCAGCAUCAACCAACCCCACAAUCACCAGCAGACACCCAACCAACCCCCGACCUAGAAACCCUCUCUAACAACUGGCUUACCGAGUUCGCCGUAACAACCCUUUCUCGUCUAAAGACCAUCCCCCUGGAAUCACGCACCCGCUGUCUCCAACCUUUCCUCCUAGUGGCAUCCUGCUCGGAGCUCCGUCUUCCGCGACUCUCCAAUACGAAUGCAGGCAGCCAACCUCAGAACGGGGAAGACUACAUGUCUGGCGAUGAUACAAAUAAUGCCAACCGAAAUCCAACUCCUACGAUCUCAAUGGAGGCCAUUGAAGUCUCGCGCACGCGCAAGUUCAUUCUCGGUCGUCUAACUUCCUUUCUGCAUGUCCUACCACCGAAACCGAUUCAUGUCUGUUUGAACUUAGUCAAUGAAGUCUGGAGGAGAUUGGAUGCCGGAGAGGAAGAUGCGUACUGGGUUGAUGUCAUGAUUGAGAAGGGGUGGGAAACGACGAUGGGGUGA